Colossoma macropomum (tambaqui) is the source of this 4116-nucleotide messenger RNA. It is a transcript of the gene slc47a4, whose product is annotated as solute carrier family 47 member 4. NCBI's taxonomy places the organism in Eukaryota, Metazoa, Chordata, Actinopteri, Characiformes, Serrasalmidae. The coding region runs from base 144 to 1961 and encodes 605 amino acids. Gene Ontology annotation, cellular component: membrane. Gene Ontology annotation, molecular function: antiporter activity; xenobiotic transmembrane transporter activity. The transcript is spliced from 17 exons. Gene Ontology annotation, biological process: xenobiotic detoxification by transmembrane export across the plasma membrane. The record is from RefSeq and is a predicted model, not a curated record.
UCACUAUUGUCUGCACCUCAUUUAAUCAGUGAACCUUUAAGGGUUACGAAACAUUCUCCUAGAGGCUGGAGGAAUGCACAGCUGCAGCAGAGCGGCCGUCUCCUGCAGUGACCGUGUCUUUAGUGAGGGAGAGGACAGAGGAGAUGAUGGAUGGAUCCAGUGUCGGGGCCGAAGCGCUUUCCAUGGAGCCCAGUGCCAAGAUGUUCUGCUGCGGCUGGUUGAGGCGCUGCUUCCCUCUGGCUUACAGAGAGGAGCUCUACCACAUCCUGCGUAUGACUGGACCCCUGCUUGUGUGUCGGUUCCUGAAUUUCCUCCUUUUCUUUGUGGUCACAAUGUUCUGUGGCCGUCUGGGGAACAAUGUGCUGGCAGGCUAUGGCAUGGCUUCAGCUACAAUAAAUGUAACCACUGCAGCAACUGGGUUAGGACUAGCUUUAGCAUGUGAUACACUGGUUUCACAGACGUUUGGGAGUAAGAAUCUGCUGCAUGUGGGGGUGAUCCUGCAGAGGGGCAUUCUGAUCCUGCUGCUCUUCUGCCUGCCAUGCUGGGCUCUGCUUAUCAACUCCCAGCCCCUCCUGCUCCUGCUGGGACAGGACCCUGAGGUGGCCAGGAUAGCACAGCUUUAUAUUGUUGCUUACCUUCCUGCUGUUCCAGCAAUUUUCUUGUACCAGUUGCAGUUGUCUUACCUGCAAAAUCAGGGUGUGAUUGUACCUCAAAUGUACGCAUCUCUGGUGGCCAAUAUCGUGAACGUGCUAGCUAACUACGUUUUGCUUUUUUGGUGGGACCUUGGAGUACAUGGAUCUGCAGCAGCAAACAGUUUUGCUCAGGUCUUCAGCUGCAUUGCUUUAUUUGCCUAUAUUCGUUUAAAGAAACUCCAUGUGAAAACAUGGGGAGGCUGGUCCUCAGAGUCACUGCAGGAGUGGGGGGCCUACAUGAAGCUGGCUAUUCCUAGCACACUAAUGACAUGCUUUGAAUGGUGGAUCUAUGAGGUUGGGGGAUUCUUAGCAGGAAUGUUGGGUGAGGUGGACCUGGCUGCUCAGCACGUGGUCAUAAUGCUGGCAUAUAUAAACUACAUGAUUCCAUUGGGUGUGCAAGGUGCAGCUUGUGUGCGUGUGGGUAAUGCACUAGGUGCUGGAGACACUGCUGGAGCCAUCCUCACUAGCAAGGUUUCUCUCAUCUGUGCAGCUGUGUUGGCGAUCAUUCAGGGUCUUGUGCUUGGCUCAACAAAAACAGUCAUUGGCUUUAUGUUCACCUCUGAUGAGAGUAUAGCAGAGUUAGUCUCUGAACUAAUGAGUAUCUACUGCCCCCUUCAGUUCUUUAAUGGAAUAUUGUGUGUUGGCAUGGGCAUUGUCCUGGGGACUGGGCAGCAGAAGAUAGCAGCCAUUGCUAACUUGUUUGGUUACUACUGCAUUGGCCUUCCACUGAGCAUCGCUCUGACCUUUCCAGCUAAGCUACAAGUUGCUGGCUUUUGGUUGGGCCUCCUUGUUGCUGUCUUUUUGCUAGCAAUCUUUUUUAUUGUCAUCAUCUUCAAAUUAAACUGGAAGAAAAUGACAGAAGAAGCUAUUGAGCGUGCUGGAAUGGGGAAGAAUGUAACACACACAGACUUCAGAUCCAGCCACCGGCUCUCUGAUAGCUUCUUCCUUGCAGUGACUAAUGCAGAUAUUCAGAAUGGGAAUGGCUAUCAGAUUGUGAGCUCUCGGGACCAGGAUGAGGAAAGGAGAAAUCCACCGGCUCAAGAAAGUGUGAGUCAGGAGGAAGGGAAGAGUGCAGCACCGCUCUCCACAUCUCAGCUCAUCAUCAGGAGAGGCCUGACCACUCUAGCUGCUGUCAUCAUCCUCGCUGCAGGAACAGCUGUCCAUCUCAUCCUGCCUCUGCCUGAGGUGGCAUAUGUUACCAACAGCACUUUGGACUGGGGGAACUUCACUUCACCUCCUCCAUUCACUACACAAACAUUAUCCUUUUGAGCCCAGGGGACCAAUGACUGGAUCACUUUCGAAGUGAUCUGAUUUUUUUAUCUGACUGUAGUAUAUUGGUAUGCUAAGUACAUUAGUAUACUAAGUAUAUUGAAAGUUAUUGGGAUAUAGAUUUAUACAAACUAUAAGAACUGCUAUGGUGCAAUUGCUGUGAUGCAAGUCAGUAUCACGGUACAUGAGGAUAUAAGAGUGAUUCAGUGAAAUUACUUUAGUGGAAAUGAGUACUUAUUUACAAAAUUUAACCCAGCAUACCAAUUUGUAAUCCAGUAAUAUAAAACUGGACACAUCUCCAUAUUUUUAGUAAAGUUUGGCAGGAUACUUGAUUAGUCUGUGGGAUGAGUUCAUUGAUAUUUGUACAUUCCAGUAUUAAAACUGGGACAAACUGGUCAGACAAUUAAAGAACACUUUCACAAUAAGAAUAUAUAUUUAUUACAUUGACUCAUAAUUUUUUAACUGUGCAAGGUAACAAACUUGUAAACAGAAUUUAUUGACUUGUAGUAUUAUACUUUCAUACAGUCUCUUGACUAAGCUUAUCCACAGAUGCAAAAGUCCAUGAAUACCCUAAAGGGUAGGAUGCCCUCUGAAGAUCGAUGCUCUGAGGCGAGUUCAGGGCAGCUGACCCCACCCCUACUUGGGUCCAUAGUCUAAUCAGACCAUGGUGGUCAUCAGCAUUAGUGUCCUUCUGCUGCGUCUCUACCUGUUCAGAAUCACAUUUACGAUGAGCCCUCCUGCCAGCAUAAUAAGCAUGGCUGCUAAAGUCAGCCCCCGGCGGAGCACCAAGGCCGCUAACGAUAGUGGCUUCCCCACCGUACAGACGGAUGGCUUCUGUACCAGCAAAUCCAUGUCUGUGUGUGUGCCUUCUUCAUCGCUCUCCACAUCUUCAUUCUGAUGUACCAUGUCUGCCAACAGAGAACUCUUUUUAACAUUAUGCAGUCUCUGACUGUUGAUUAUUUAUGUGAUUUGCUAAAUAAUAACAGGUUUUUACCAUUCUCUUUUAAAUUCGUCUUCACUCCAGCUCUGAUCUGGGCCUGUGAUCAGAUCAAGGUGUUAAUAUCAUUGACUAGAGAGGUUACCAUAAAAGAGCCAAGGCAAAUCAGCUUCAGUGUGCUCUCACCUCCUCAGUGGCUUUUGCCCAGUCCAGCCUUACAAGCAGAAUUAUAAAGAAGACUGACUGAAAGAACACACAAAUUAAAAGACCAGUCCAAAGACCUAUGACAGAGAAAAGAAGCAGAAUUAAUAAAAUAAAAUGAGCAUAAGUAAGAGAGACAGAGAGACGAAGGAAGGGAGUGAGAAAGAUAUGUCUCCUACCAAAAAUUCCCAUUUUUGCAGCAAACAUCAGAGACACUCCAAUGGGGAAGCCUACAGCAUAGUAUCCAAACACGUUCCCGACUGCCCCGAGCUUCUGCUUCCCUAAGCCUCUAACAAUACUCCCAGCAGAUGCCUGAUUAGUUAGGAGGUACAGUGUCACAUGUUAACAUCUUCUCGAUUUACUUCUUUGAUAACUGUGAAAAAUAAAUAAUAAAUAACUGAUUUUAAUUUACUCGGUUAAAUUUGAUGUGGAGAUUAAAGUGAUAGAUUAACCCAAAAUCAGAUUUAUACAAUGUCUCUUCUAUUCCAAAUGUAGAUCCUCAACCAAGACAACUAAGAAGUUCUGUGCUGGAGCUACGAGGCUAAAGUAGAUAACAAGUAAUGGAACCUUAUACACUCCUGUUAGCACUGUGCAAACUACAGGCCUAAAACACACACUUGCCUCAAACCAGUUCAAGUUGUUUAGUGAUUUCAAACAGGCUUGUUUUUGUUUUUUUUCUGACACUGUAUGAUGUUGUGGUGUAAAGUGACAUUUGUUAAACAAAUUACUUUAUCUAUAAGUUUUACAUAUAACUUACGUCUGGCAAGUAUUGUAUCUCAAGUUUUCAAAGAAGGCUUCAGACACUGAAUUAUUAUUACAGGCAAAGUGCAUUCAGCCUGGGCACUGGGCCCUGGACCCAAAUGCGAAUACAAUGUACAGAGUUCUAUGUUUUUAUACACUUUUCAGAGAUGAGGUAAUCCUCUUACUUUCUCUUGAUGUGUCAUAACCUGUUUUGCCCAUCAUUAAACCAAAAAUGUAUCCCUUUUUUGGACCCAAUUAAAUUCGACCCAUUAAAAA